CAUUGUGGGAUACCGAGCGAUUCACAAUGGCGGCGAAACCGAAGAAGUUUAAAUUUUUGUGUCUAAGUUGGAUCCAAAUAACAGUUCUGUCAUUAAACACGUUUAUUAAGGCCACUGACUUGACGUGGGAUGAAAAUGGAUAUAUUCUUUAUUGUCCCUGCAUGGGUCGGUUUGGAAACCAGGCGGAUCAUUUUCUUGGCUCACUGGCUUUUGCCAAAAUGCUGAACCGGACAUUAGCAGUUCCGCCGUGGAUCGUUUAUCGGCAUCACGCGCCCCCGUACACUAACGUGCAUGUUCCAUACAGUGAAUAUUUCCAGCUACAGCCUCUGAAGCAGUACCACCGUGUGGUGAGUCUGGAAUAUUUCAUGGACCAUCUGGCUCCUACACACUGGCCACCAGGCCAGAGAGUUGCUUACUGCUUCGAGUCAGCCAUCCAGCGGAGUCCAGAUAAGAAGAGCUGCCCUAUGAAGGAAGGGAAUCCAUUUGGUCCGUUCUGGGACCACCUUGGUGUCGAGUUUGACCGUUCUGUCCCGUUUGGCGGCCUGUAUUUCAGCUCCUACUACAUUCCACAUUGGAUUAAAAGGUUUUCCCCGGAGGAGCACCCGGUGCUGGCUCUUCCUGGAGCUCCAGCUCAGUUCCCCGUGAUGCAGGAGCAUGUGGGCCUGCAGCGCUAUGUUGUGUGGGCUGAGACGCUGGUGCAGGAUGGAGAGAAGCACAUCAACACUCUGCUCUCCAGACCAUAUGUGGGGAUUCACCUACGCAUUGGAUCAGACUGGAAAAAUGCCUGCAAGCUGCUGGAGUCAGGUGAAGCCGGUCCCCACUUUAUGGCCUCGCCACAGUGUGUGGGAUACGACAGACAGACGGCGGUCCCACUCACCUUGACCAUGUGUCUGCCUGACCUGAAAGAAAUCCUGCGUGCCGUCGAGCUCUGGGUGAAAAAAGUCAAAGCUCGGUCCGUCUACAUUGCCACUGACUCGGAGUCUCACAGCUCUGAUAUUGAGAAACUCUUCAAAGGAAAGGUUAAGGUGGUCAGUGUUCAACCAGACGUGGCUCAGCUGGACCUGUACAUUUUGGGCCAAGCCGAUCAUUUUAUAGGCAACUGUGUCUCGUCGUUCUCGGCCUUCGUUAAGCGGGAAAGAGAUAUCCAUGGCAGGCCCUCUUCCUUCUUUGGCAUGGACUACCCUGUCAAACAGGAAAAAAAAGAUGAACUGUAGAAGCCAUCUUGCACUGACGUGUUCAUAACUGUGAAAGCUUACUGUUCUUUAGUGAUCUCAGGUGAAUCAUUUACAGAAGUGUUUUGGGAAUUUUUUGGUACAGUGUAGGAGGCAGAUGUAUUUUUCAGAUGAAAACAUUCCAAAUUUGGAUAUAUCUGUAUUGAAAAACAGUACACGUAUAUACUGUAUAGUAUUCACAGGAUGCUGCCUUUUCAUGUUAAUGUAGCUGUUUAGAUGCUGAAACAAUGCAUGUAUGCCGUGUUCAUAUAAACAGUAAAAUACAAUAGGAUAAAGAGCUUUAUGUACUAGAAGCUAGCUGACAUUUGGUGUGUAAUAGUUUCGUCUUAUUGGAAAGCGAUCCCCCCCCUCAGGGGCAGUAAAUGAUCCUCUGGAUGCUAAUUAUAGUGGAGUGAGGAGCCCAAAUUAGUCAGUUGGUUUGUACUUAAUCACGAGCCUACACGCUACAAGAAAGGGAUGUGGAUCAUAUACACACUAGAUGUAUACAUUUUAUAAAACUGUCGGAGAAUAAAAUGUACUUUUUAUUUGAA
This is a messenger RNA of Hemibagrus wyckioides, 1762 nucleotides long. RefSeq names its product protein O-fucosyltransferase 1 (gene pofut1). The coding region runs from base 27 to 1214 and encodes 395 amino acids. The transcript has 7 exons. Gene Ontology annotation, cellular component: endoplasmic reticulum. Lineage: Eukaryota; Metazoa; Chordata; Actinopteri; Siluriformes; Bagridae. Gene Ontology annotation, biological process: Notch signaling pathway; regulation of Notch signaling pathway; protein O-linked glycosylation via fucose. The record is from RefSeq and is a predicted model, not a curated record. Gene Ontology annotation, molecular function: peptide-O-fucosyltransferase activity.